AUGAAAGAACUCCUGCGAUACAUACCAGAUGAAAAUUUUGGAUAUAGUCCAAUAGCUCUAGAGACCCUCCUGGGCUUAGCGAGGGCCGGCUCGCUUGAAGAAACGGCCCAGGAGAUUAAAACCGCCCUUAGUUUUCCCCUAAACCCCAAAGAAAUCGAAUCUGUAAUCAAAGAAAUCUAUCCCUUGUUGAAAAGUGCUAAAAGUUUCCAUUUUCUGGCAGCGAAUCGUAUUUAUCUGCAAAACCAAUACUCGAUAAAGAAAGAUUUCAAGACUGUAAGCGAGACAGCUUACAAUAUCCAAAUCGAACAUUAUGAUUCGAAAAGAGGCCGACAAAGUGUAAACGAGUGGGUAAAAAACGCCACCGAAGGGAAAAUCCAGUCCGUCCUGGAGGAUACAGACGUGGAAGCCGCCGCAAAAUGCAUCCUAAUUUCGGCUGUUUACUUCAAACUGAAUUUCUGGAAGUUUGCCCAAAAAGAGGGAAUUUCGAGGAGAGUUUUCACCUCCAAGACUCAAAAGCCGCUCGAAAUCGAAUUUAUGGAAAAAACCGGACUUUACAACUAUUUCGAAAGCCCUGAACUUAAAGCGACAUAUUUAGAGAUCCCGAUUGAGAACAGUUUUGAUCUAGUGAUGAUUCUCCCAAACGGAAAAAAUGGACUUUCCGCUCUAGAGACCAAAAUUAACGACGUUUUCGUCGAGCCGAAAUUUAGUCAAACUAGGGUCACAGUCGCGGUACCCAAACUUUCGUUCGAGUUCAAACAUGACCUCAAGAAAGUCUUCCAACAUCUAGGAAUGUCAAGAGCCUUCACUACCGAUGCAAACAUGAACGGGUUUUUGGCCGAAGCUAAAGUCCUAUACAUCAGUCACGUGAUACAUAAAAGCCUGUUUUAUUUUACAGAUGAUUCGACCGAGCAAGGCAUUAAAGCAACCGCUGCUAAUAAAAGAGUUGGUAGCACUUCUAAGACUUUUAUAGCAGACCACCCUUUCAUAUUUUAUGUAAAAUCGAAAAAUGUUAUCGUUUAUGCCGGAAGAGUGACGCAUCCUACAUAAUAAACUGUUAUUUUA
Messenger RNA from Tribolium madens (black flour beetle), 1062 nucleotides. RefSeq names its product serine protease inhibitor 42Dd-like. NCBI's taxonomy places the organism in Eukaryota, Metazoa, Arthropoda, Insecta, Coleoptera, Tenebrionidae. Gene Ontology annotation, molecular function: serine-type endopeptidase inhibitor activity. The record is from RefSeq and is a predicted model, not a curated record. The transcript has 4 exons. The coding region runs from base 1 to 1047 and encodes 348 amino acids.